Messenger RNA from Kickxella alabastrina, 419 nucleotides. RefSeq lists its product as uncharacterized. Lineage: Eukaryota; Fungi; Kickxellomycota; Kickxellomycetes; Kickxellales; Kickxellaceae. The record is from RefSeq and is a predicted model, not a curated record. The transcript is spliced from 4 exons. The annotation marks the transcript as partial.
ACACACAGGAGCAACGACUUGACAGAAGACUUUACAUGCAAAGCGUCUUUGGCAUUUGACCAGUGGUUUGCGUGCCUGACAGUUGGCAAACAGCUGAGCAACUACUACCGCUAUGGCGAGAAACGCAGCUGCGGCAGACAUUGGAGCAAACUCAAUCUGUGUAUGGGAAUGAAGAUGCGAUCCGAAGAGGCUGGAAAGGAGCUUAUGAGAGCAUUUAAUGCCAAGGAGGAGGCCAAGCGUGAUGCAAUGCCUAAUGUAUUGGAUUUGUGGUCGAAGCGGACAGAGCCGCUGAAAGGACCGGAGCACAAGUCGACCACAGCUGCGUUCUAAUAAAAUAAAACUACUGUGGGGAGGGAGGGGGGGGGAGUUUUUUUAUUUACUUUUAACCGUCCAUACAGAAAAUAAAAAAUUACAUACAA